UAUUGCGAAACCUUUUACGUAACUCAUUUGGUACGUUUUGAACCGUUACUAGUUCUAUUUCAUUCUUUUCAAGUUGCAGUCUUCGGGAUGGCAUUCUUAGCCAACCUGGUUUGCGCAGCUUUGGUGGCAGCAAUAUGUACCACUGUCUCAGCAAAAAAAGUAACCGAGGAUGAUUCAUUUUUCUUUGAAAGCUAUUAUGGAAUCAAACUGAGUAUAAGUACGCCGGUGGUAGCAAACGGAGAAUGUACAAGGGAAAUAGUGUUCGACUAUGGACGUCAAGGAGCGCCGCCACUGAGAAGCAAAAUCUUGAUCAAGUGCCAUAGAAGCUACGAUGAAGACAGUGAAGGGGAGAGAUACAUCGUGUCCAACGUGUUGUACAGUAAAAGACCUGAAGAUGUAAUUGUCAUCGAUCACGAAGGCAUCUGCGUUAAAUUUGUGAAUUUUAGUAAUGGCAAAGGAAGUGGAGGCCAGGCACUUGAUGAAGAAUCCUGUAAAAAAAUCAAAAAGAAGGUGAAAUACAAUAAGUCCGAGAGCUUGGUCAAUAGAGCGAUGGCUAUGCUCAUGUCUCCCUCCGACCUCUCUGGACUUAAAAGAAAGUCAGUCCAAGCGGGAACUACUCAAGCACAAAACACGGGAAAGGGGAUUUAAUUAACUGUUCACAGACAUCAGCAAAGUUUGUAAAUGUUUUGAGCAUACGGUUUAAUAAAUCUCACAUUUUCUUCUGAAACUAAAAA
Molecule: messenger RNA, 734 nt
Organism: Macrosteles quadrilineatus (aster leafhopper)
Lineage: Eukaryota; Metazoa; Arthropoda; Insecta; Hemiptera; Cicadellidae
Exons: 5
Coding region: 88-648 (186 amino acids)
Source: RefSeq, a predicted model, not a curated record